Molecule: messenger RNA, 5708 nt
Organism: Lineus longissimus
Lineage: Eukaryota; Metazoa; Nemertea; Pilidiophora; Heteronemertea; Lineidae
Product: nephrocystin-4-like
Exons: 22
Coding region: 186-4940 (1584 amino acids)
Biological process (GO): negative regulation of canonical Wnt signaling pathway; protein localization to ciliary transition zone
Cellular component (GO): non-motile cilium; ciliary transition zone; cytoskeleton
Source: RefSeq, a predicted model, not a curated record
CUUGGUGACAGACUGUAAUAGGAGGACAAAAUGUCAAAUUCCUGAUUCUCGAUAGUUGUGGACUUCUCCAUUGGAAUACGGUAUUUUGAUAAACUGUGGAUACCAUUUUAUUGGAGGAACGAGACACAAUUUGAAUUCGAACUUUAAACUUUGAUGAAUCACAUAAAACAGAGCAGAAGUGAAACAUGGAGGAACUUCUGAAUCAGCUGAAAGCUCGCGAUGCCACGACAGACCAAAAUGCCUCUGCUAGCCCUCAAGCAGGGCGAAAUCUCAAACCACCAGGUAGUCCACGACUGUCUCCGAGUCAUAGUCGGCAGCCGUCUGGGAGCCGGAGCCCCCGGCCACCUGGAAGCCCAAGUCACAGUCGGCAGCCGUCUGGCAGUCCACGUCCUCCAGGGACACCCUAUGCACCAAGCCAGCGAACCGACAGCCAGGUCUCCAUUGAAAAUGACAAGAAACGAAAGUCAAUAACGUGGGGGAAAGAUCAGAUGAAGAUGGUCGAGGGACAGCCUCCACCGUCUCAUGUCGUCCAUUACAUAAAGAUGCACCAGUUUCCUGAGAAUGAAGAUCGUAAAUACGCUAGUGGUGGGCCCAGUUUUGAUGCACCAUUUUGUGUGAGCUUGAACUUCAUUGUUAACUUGCCGGAUCCAACGUUCUUGGAUGACCAGGAUAGGCAGUACAGGGGCGACGCCAAUAAGUGCCAGUACCAAUUACUCAUCAGUUUAUACGACAUCACAUACGAUCGGUUCUUUGGUCGGACCUGGCAUGGGCCGCCCGUCAACCCCAAGCCAGUCCCUGGACAGAAAGCUCGCCUUAAUUACAGUCAGAACGUAUAUUUCCACACGACAAUCAAUGAUACCAACAUCUGUGUCGUCUGCGAGCUCAUCGCUAUCCAGGCCGACACUGCUGGGAAGAAACAGAUCGUCAAUGUCGGCUGGGGAUUCUUCCGGCCGUUCAAAUGUGAAGGGGACAUGGUCGACACGAUGUCUUCAACUCCAGCACCGACAUGCAAAAUGGACCUAUACUAUGGUUCGCCAAGGGCACUGCUGUUUCUGGAGGACCCCAUCGAAAACAACCCAAACCUAAAGUUCAUUGAUGGCUGUAGCCUUGCCUACACCAUCCGAACUCACAAGAACUUCAUGAAGGUCAUGCACCUUAUCCCGGAGAACGUCAUUAUCGGUCCAAAUGAUAUCGUGCCAGGUGUCGUGGAGGCGCGCCUAGAUCCAAAGAACCCACAUCUACCUGUCGAUAGUUUCCGUCGUCCAAAAGCCGAGAGAACCGUGCCAUGUUACAUCGAUAAACUCAACAUCCGACUGCAGCCAUCGGUGGAGGCUUUCGAGGAUGAACUGUGUAAGCUGCUGAAUGAGGACAGAAUGAACAGAGAUAAUAAGGUCGCAGAUGGGACGAAUGUUACUGUGCUUGAGAGGAGACUACAGGUUGGCAUCCACAAUGGUUGGGGCUACAUCGAGAAGCCGCAGACAGUUCACUUGACCACUGAAGCUGCUGGCAAGUCUGGCACUGCAUCUUUGAGACGAGGACACAAGAGGACCUCCUCCUCCGCAUCUGGCGAUGCCCUCUCCUCAGUCGGCCUCGUCCUGAAGAACCGUAUUGAGAUCGAUCAUCUGGUGCAGGACCCGAUGUAUACGAUUGUAUUCCUCUUGGAGUACGUUAUGACCGAACCGUUGAAUCGGGAGGAGAGAAAGAUGUCGAUGGUGCGCACCCAGUCCCUCACGUUUGCCGUCCGCUGGUCAGCAUGGAGUCCCUUUGUUAAUAAGAGCGGCGACGCCACCCUGCAGCUGAUUGGAGGCCCAUCCUCGAUCCCUGAUGGCCUGAUGGUCUAUAAGAAUCCAUCCCUUGAAGCUGGGGUUGAGUCACAAGAAGAGUCCAAGACCAAGCUGAAUCCUGGCAUCAUGAACUUUACGUUUGUGAAUCAACGCGAGAAACUUGCCGAGAACCUUAACGUUGAUGCUGGUAAUUUCGGCCGUGGAAGUCCAACGGAACUCAUCAGUCACGAGUCGGCCAGCUCACUGCAUGCAGAGUUACCUGGGAAGCCACCAGUCCCCAUGAGAGACUCAAACAGGCUUGAUGCUGAUAGCUUCGACGGGGUGACCGUAGAAUCGUUUGUCGUCCCAAAACCACACAAACAACAACAACAGCAGUUGAACAUGCAGACUGUAAGACAACAUCUCAUACAACAACAGAGGAGUGAGAUGGAUGCGCAGAUGAUGAUGUCACCGAGAGGCAUGUAUAACCCCUAUACUGGUAUGAUGUAUCCACCAGGUCCGAUGGGCUACCCCAUGCCCAUGAUGGGAUCAAUGGGUUAUCAAGAGCCUGGGUCUGCCCGCCUCGACCUGCAGGAGCUUCCAUACCAGCCGACCCAUUCUCCCAUCCUGGCUCUGUCGCCCCACAUCCACGCCGGCCAAGGCCUCUCAAGGGCGGCCUACGCUAGGCUUUACAGCGUUGGGUUCCCGACGAUACUUGACCGAGGUGGUGAGCCACCCGAUGUGGUUGAUCCGUCUGAUCAUGUGACGUACCGACCAGAGAAGGAGGAGUAUGACCAGUUGCAGAGUAACGAGGUGACGUUACAAUUCCUUGCUUAUUCAAAGAUGUUUACCCCGACGGCUAGCAGCUCCAAGGCUCCAGGAACUAUCUUCUUCACGUUCCAGUUCUACAGAUUCCCACAGGUUACGUCAGAAAGGCUGCUGUUGGGUGACCCCGAGUGUGAGUUGAGUGCUGAUCCCAAGUCCAUGCCCUGCAUCCUGAAACGCUUGGAGAAAGACAGUACGGCUCUGUCGGGACCUCCCGGUUAUCAGGUGAAAUACUACGUCGACCCAGCGUUCCUCAAACCAGGAGAAGGGGCAUUGUUUGUCAAGCAUCUUUCACAGCAGACGCUCCAUAUUGACGUCUGGGAUGGCGACUCUCUUCUGUUGAUUGGCUCCUGUGCUGUGGAACUGAAGCACCUCUGCCGCCAAGGUCGCGAGGCCGUCCAAAUAACGUACGAACUCGAUGUGAUAUCGACUGAGUAUGGUGCAGAGGAGACCCCGAAUCUCACCGGCGAUCUUUCCAGGAGCGGGAGCGUCAGACCUGUUGGGGUCACCACAGCUGUCAAAGGGCGUCUUCACCUUCGGUUGGCCAAUGUUGGUUUCCCGACCGACAAGUCACAGAGAACUGAUACCACCGCCAUCGCCAAAAAGCCGCAAACUGUCAUCAGCUCCGACAUGAAUGCCACCGGUUUCCACGGCGGCAGCCUAACAACGACCUUCUCCCAACUCCACAAGGUCAAACGCACAUAUAAAGCACAGCCAUUGGCCGAGACGAACCAUGAGCUGGCAACAAUGCUGGUGACCAAGCAUCGCCCGCUGCAGCAGAAGGAGGAGGAGCUUGAGAAGAUGGAUCCUGCAAGGAGACGGAAGCUGGCUCGCAUGCAGGCGGUCAGACAGACAGAUGGAGAGGAGAACGAAGUGCCGUUUUCGUUUUCGGCUUACAAAGUUGAAAAAGCUGAUCGAACUCGUGACCUCAAGACCAUCGAGUGUUACCGCCAGACCACCAAACGCGAGGGCAUCCUGAACAUGCUGAACCAAGCUAUGACAACCGACCAUACCCUCUACCCGUCGAUGGGCUCUGCAGAAUUCUUUGAGUAUUCUCUAAAGAAUCCGUUCAACGUGCAGCAUUCUGUGAUAGUGUGUGUACAAGAUCCAGAUCUACAUGUAGUCACAGAUGCUCGGGAGUGGCGUCAUUACAAGAUGCUGAAUAACCUCGUCACGCCCGUGGAGGAGGGCAUGUUUAACGUGGAGAAGACAACCGAAUAUCCUGAGAUCUUCCUCAGGCCAAAAGAGAAAGUCAACAUUCCGUUCAAGUUUGUGUCGUUCAAAGCAGAUCACACCAUACAUCCUCAGACACCAACAGAUCCUUUCCGCCCUGCCCCUAAUCGACCACAGGAGAAGUCCAACCCGGACUCAGACACUCGUGUCAUUACCGUCCAGUUCCUCACCAAAGAUGGUAAACUCAUGUCUCAGCUGAAUCUGCGCAUCGCCCCACAGCCACACGUCAUCGACCAGACGUUCCGUUUCUACCACCCAGAGCAGGCGUUCUUGAAGAAAUCCAUCCGUCUGCCGCCAUUCCAUACGAUACCUGGAGCUCCUGUAGGUGGCGCUGGCUUCUCACAGCUCUAUAUACGCUGUAGUGAUCCGAAUGUGAUAUGUGAAGCAAAGAAUACCCAGAGCGGAGAACCACAGGAUGUCUUCUUGAAGGUCGCAUGCGGUCCAUCUCCUCAGAUCAAGAAGUUCUUCAUGGCCAUCUAUACGGACCUAUUCCUAUCGAAACCCAUCCAGAUUUGGCAGUUCUUCAUCCACUCUCUCCAGAGGGUCGAUGUGACGUGUACCGAGGGUCAGACAAGUCGGUUCUCACUUAUUCUCAGGGGAACUCAAGCAUCCAGACUCGCAGCAUGUUACUCCUCCCACCCUAAAGAACUACAAAUCGCACCAAAAGAUUCCUUCAUGUUGGCGGCAAACACCGUCCACGAGUUAAACGUUGCUGUCCGACCGCUGCAGGUUGGGUCAAAAUACAUGUUCCUGAAUGUUGUUGACGUGGAAUUUCACCAAUUGAUCAGAACGUGGCUGAUCUGUCUUUCAUGCAAAGCUCCCGUUGUCUCCAAAGCCUUUGAGUUACAGAUCCCAAUAGGGGGCGGCAAGGGUUCCAAUAAACGUAUCACAUACACGAACCCGUACCCGACCAGGAAGACGUUUAACUUGACAACGAACCGCGAUGACUUGCUGCAGUUUAAGGAAGCACGCAUUGAGAUAGCAGCAGGAGAUACGUAUACGAUUGGACUGAGGUUUACACCGAGUAUGAUGCCAGGGGCGGCGUCCAUCUUGAUCUUCAUUAACGACGACGAGGGGAAGAACGAGGAGACCUUCUGUGUGAAGGCACAAUACGCCUGACUCCUUCAGGACUGACCAGACAUCUGUUGUUUGUGUCAGACGUGGGAAUAGCCAAAAGCUGCACAGUAUUGAGUCUCAAUCAUGUGCUUGACAUUAAGUUUAAUGGACUUAACUGAAGACGCCAAGUUAUUGUUUUGAAAAGCGGGGUCUGGGCCCUGAUGUCUCGGUUCUCUCCUUCAAACUUGUUUUCUAAGUUUAUAAUGGGAGGAGAUGGGGAGAGGGGGGUUCAUUGUGUAGUAUAGAUUUGUAGGUUAGCUGAUGAAGUUAGCAUGCGUAGAAGUAUUGAUUGUAGAUUUGUUAAUUCACCAUUAUUUAUACCGUCCUCUUUUACAGUAUUUUAUAUGGAGUUAGUUUGUACAUCAGAUGUUAAUAUUAUUUAUGAAAUCAGUUGAAGUGUAGGCUUCGCGUAACUGAAGUAAAACUUCUAUAUGGUGCAUUGGUUAUAUUCGAAUACAGUUCAGUGCAGUAGACAGUGUGUAUCAAAAAGAAUAAUUGCGUCUCCAAAAUCAGCUGAAAACACAGGAGACUAGGAUAGUACAUGUAGUAGUAGCCUCUCCUGCUCUCUCCACUAACACAGCCUUGAGGUAUAUGCAGUGUAGUGUAUCCAGGUGUCAUUGGUGUGUGCAGUGCCUUCAGAUGUACAGGAUGUCUCACAUUAAACAAUAACAGCCAAUUUUCAAAGUGUAACAUUCUUUUUGAUACACACUAUAAUACAGACAAACAUCAGUAGUAAAGGAAGCGCAUAGUUCAUUGUAAAUUGCAAAUAGA